AUGUCGCACAGGCGUACGGCAUCGCCCAUCAGCUCCGACCACAGCCGCGACAGCCGGGAUCCUGCACGCCGCCCCGCGACCCUGGCGAAUGCGCAUUCAGGCGGCCCACCGGCAACAAACAGGACGAUGCCCGGCACCAUCAGCAGCAAAAGCAGCAGCAGCAGCGGUAGCGCCGGCUCGAGCGCCGUUCGCCGCGAGCUUGUCGCCAGCGGCAGCCAUGCCAGGUCCAACAGCUUGGAUGCGAGUCUGAAGCUCGACCCUGACGCCUCUCGCGAGCUCUUCAAGGCCCUUAGCGUGUUCUUUAGGCGCCAAGACGAGGGCCGGCAGCUCGAGGAGAAGCUCAAGACCGCAAAGGAGUGGAUGCGCAAGAAUCCGGGCAGGUCCGACUACGACGAAAAGCUGCGCAAGAUGGAGGACGAUCUCAGUCGCCUGGUCGACGCCGCCAAAGAGGCAGAGAGCGCCGCCAGCGAGGCCCUCGAAAAGCUCAUCUCGAGCGCCGUCGGCAGCCUGGGCGACCGCAUGCAGGCCGUGGUCGAUGCCUUGUGCAGCGCCUCCGACGGCAACCAGGCGGAACUAAAGAGGAUCAUGGACGGCCUGCAGGGCGCCUGCAAGACGAGCGACCACGCCGUCACCGAGAUCGGCAGACUGCGAGAUAUCAUGGCGCGCGAGAAGGUGGUGCAGACAGCAGAGCAGAAUGCAGUGGUGGCCCGUCUGCGCGACCUCGAGGCGCUGAACCUCAACUCACGCCUAAGGGACCUAGAGCGUGCUGCCGAGGUCCGAUCGGCCGCGCCCCCGCCGCUGCCGUCUUCCACCUUGGGGAAGCAAGAAAGCGAGUUGGUCCAGAGGCUCAAGGCGCAGGUCGAGGAGCUGGCAUCCAGAAACGCCCGGCUGGAGGAGACGACCUCUGCCCGGAUCGCGAGCCUCGAGGCGACGAACUCUGCACAAACCGCCAUGUUUGCAGAAAGGCUGGCGGCCCUCGAGAGCCGGAUCGCGCCCGGCACUGCGGCGGCAUCGGCCGUGCCUCCCGGACCCUCGCCCCCGCAGCCUGCCAGAACCGUUCCGUCGAACGAGGCGCCGCCGCCACCGCCUCCUUCGCAGCCGCCGCCGCCGCUCCCGUCGCAGCCACCCCCGCCAUCGACCCCGGCUGCCGUUGAGCCUGACUUCUCCGGCGCUCAAGACCAGACCACCUCCGGAGCUGACGCAGCUGGAGGACCUGCGCGCACAGCCGACGUCCAGGAGGGUGCCGAAGGCGCGAGGCCACUGCCGAACAAGAGGUCGAGGGCAAGGGAGGUGUUGGAUGGUCUGGAACGGCGGCAAAGGACCAUCGAGGAGGAAGUGCAGGUGCUGCAGGACCGGCUGGACUCUAUCGAGGGAGAGGUGAUCCCGAGCGCCAUCUCGCACCAGCAGGAAGAGGUGAAGGCACAGUUGCAGGAGCAGUUGCAGGAGCAGUUGCCGGAAGCCAUCGAGGACUUCUGCGAGACGAAGAGGCAGGAGAGGCGCAAGCGACGGCGGAUCGACCAGGAGGCCGCUAUCGAAGGGGAAGGUGGACCGGCGCCUCGGCCGGAAGCCAACGCAGCCGCAGCCGUAGCCGCAGAUGCAGACGGGGACGCGGAUAUGGCAGAUGCUCCAACCAAGGACGCGGAGGCGGCAUUGGGCUCGUCGAAAGAAGGGCCUGCAGCGCCUGCUGCGAAAGCCUCGGCGCCCGGAGCGGCGUCGGAGGGCAAGGCCAUCGACCCGAGCUUCAAGCAUCUCGAAAUCCGGCCGGCGAUGAUCGAGCAGGCUUGCUCCGCGGCGCUGGCCCACAUCAAGCAGCAGGCGACGUCGGACCAAGCGCUGGCCGACCUGACGCCGCGGAUCCUCGCCGACGUCAUGCCAAAGGUCAAGGUCGAGCUCCAGGCGCAGCUGGCGACACACCUGGCUGACCUCGUCGGACGCGCCGAGAUGCUCGAGGCGAUCAAGUCGGAGGUGGGCGAUCUGCCGACCCAGGUCGAGGCCAGCCUGCUGGCGAGCAUCGAGCAGCGCUUCGACCAGCUCAUCUUUCGGCCCGAGACCGUCACGCAGCUCGUGGAACGCCUGCGACAGACCGGCACCGCCAUCACGGCCGACGUCGACGCCCGGCUGUCCGCCAUGAACGAGACGCUCCGCGGCGCCCACAUCGGCUUCCGCGACAAGGUCAAGGAGAAGCUGAUGGCGUUCGAGGCCCGGCUGACCAAGGUCGACGAGAAGCUGUCGGCGUUCGAGGCCCAACUGGCCAAGGAGGCGAAGCGGAUAGGCCGCCUCGACAUGCAGGCCUCGACGCAGGCGGCGCUGUUCGCAAAGUUCAUCCAGGAGGUCGACCCCUAUCUCGCCCACGGUCCGGAGGUGCUCGACCGGGUCGUCCUGGGCGUUCAUCAGGCCGCCAACAACGCCGCCGCGGCCACAGCGGCGUCGAACGCAGGCCAACCGCAGCAGCAGCAGCCCCGGCCUCAGCAGCUGUCUCGACCUCCGCAGCCUCAAACCCGACCCCCGCAGCCUCAACCCCGACCUCCGCAGCAGAUGCAAGCGUCGCCGAGGCCGCCGCAGCAGUCACCGCCACAGCACCCGCGGCCGCCGCAGUCGCUCUCUCCGCAGCAGCAGCAGCAGCAGCAGCAGCAGCAGCAGCAGCAGCAGCAGCAGCAGCAGCAGCAGCAGCAGCAGCAGCAGCAGCAGCAGCAGCAGCAAGAUAUCUACUUGCAAAUCCGCCGGCAGCAGAUGCAGCAGCAAAUCCAGCAGCAGAUCAACAACAUCAACCUCCAGUACCAGCAGCAACUGCGAGAGCACCAGGGCAACCCGCAGCAGCAGGCCCUCAUCCAGGCCCGCCUGGCCCAGCAGAUGCAGCGCCUGCAGGCCUUGCACGGCGGUCUGCCCUCUCCGCCGCAGGCUCACCGGCAGGCAUCGCCGGGACUGCCGCUCGGUACCCUGACGCUCUCCAAUGGCCGGCCGUCGCCCCUGGGCCUCGGCACCGUGCCGCUGCCACAAACCAUCUCGCCGGUGGCCCUCUCGCCGCCUCCGCAGCACCAACAGCAGCAGCAGCAGGCCUCCCACGCGCAUCCGCUGCCACAGCGGCCACCACAGCAGUUCCAGCGUCCGAUCCCCAACCAGCACCAGCAACAGCACCAGCAUUAG
Molecule: messenger RNA, 3144 nt
Organism: Pseudozyma flocculosa PF-1
Lineage: Eukaryota; Fungi; Basidiomycota; Ustilaginomycetes; Ustilaginales; Ustilaginaceae
Exons: 2
Coding region: 1-3144 (1047 amino acids)
Source: RefSeq, a predicted model, not a curated record